Molecule: messenger RNA, 2271 nt
Organism: Danio aesculapii
Lineage: Eukaryota; Metazoa; Chordata; Actinopteri; Cypriniformes; Danionidae
Gene: ebf1b
Product: EBF transcription factor 1b
Biological process (GO): regulation of transcription by RNA polymerase II
Molecular function (GO): RNA polymerase II cis-regulatory region sequence-specific DNA binding; DNA-binding transcription factor activity, RNA polymerase II-specific
Source: RefSeq, a predicted model, not a curated record
GUAAUAAGGGUACCUGAGAACAUAUUAACGGGAGGACAAACUGAGAAUCUAGGUUUCAUGUUUGGGAUUCAGGAGAGCAUCCAGAGGAGUGGGAGAUUUGAAGAAGAACCUAUCGGAGCCGCGCAUAUGAACACAGUCCGAACAUGGAUGCAAGGCGCCGGGGUGCUGGAUGCGAACACGGCCGCGCAGAGUGGAGUGGGACUGGCCCGUGCGCACUUCGAGAAACAGCCGCCCUCAAACCUUCGGAAAUCCAACUUCUUUCACUUUGUUUUAGCUCUUUAUGAUCGACAAGGUCAGCGGGAAAUAGAGAGAACCUCUUUUGUCGGAUUUGUUGAAAAAGAAGGAGAAAAGACAAAUAAUGGUACAUUACAGACUGCACUUCUCUACAGCAACGGCAUCAGAACAGAGCAGGAUUUUUAUGUAAGACUAAUUGACUCCAUGACUAAACAGGCCAUCAUCUACGAAGGUCAAGAUAAGAACCCAGAGAUGUGCCGUGUACUCCUGACGCAUGAAAUCAUGUGCAGUCGAUGCUGCGACAAAAAGAGUUGUGGAAACCGCAAUGAGACACCCUCUGAUCCCGUCAUCAUCGACAGGUUUUUCCUCAAGUUUUUCCUGAAAUGCAAUCAGAACUGUCUGAAGAAUGCAGGAAAUCCACGAGACAUGCGCCGCUUUCAGGUGGUUGUGUCAACGACAGUGAGUGUAGAAGGACAUGUUUUGGCUGUGUCAGACAACAUGUUUGUGCACAACAACUCCAAACAUGGCAGAAGAGCUCGACGACUGGACCCAUCAGAAGGAACACCAUCAUAUUUGGAGCAUGCUGCACCUUGUAUCAAAGCCAUUAGUCCCAGUGAAGGGUGGACAACAGGAGGUGCUACUGUCAUCAUCAUUGGAGACAACUUCUUUGAUGGAUUGCAAGUCAUCUUCGGCACCAUGUUGGUCUGGAGCGAGCUCAUCACACCUCAUGCAAUCAGAGUUCAGACCCCUCCUCGCCACAUCCCUGGGGUGGUAGAGGUCACACUCUCCUAUAAGUCCAAACAGUUUUGCAAGGGCACACCAGGAAGAUUCAUCUACACAGCCCUGAACGAGCCCACCAUAGACUAUGGUUUUCAGCGGUUACAGAAAGUGAUACCUCGACAUCCAGGAGACCCUGAACGCUUGCCAAAGGAGGUGAUUUUGAAAAGAGCAGCAGAUCUGGUGGAAUCGCUUUAUGGGAUGCCUCAUAACAACCAGGAAAUCAUUCUUAAGCGAGCAGCAGACAUUGCUGAGGCCCUGUAUAAUGUGCCACGAAGCCACAACCAGCUCACUGGUCUCACUAACAGCUCUGUCCAUACAAGCAUGAUGGGAGUUAAUUCCUUUACUGGGCAGCUUGCCGUGAAUGUCUCAGAAUCAUCUCAAGGUGGAAACCAGGGAUUCGGUCGUAACACAAGUAGUGUAUCACCACAUGGCUAUGUACCCAGUUCCACCCCUCAGCAGAGCAGUUACAGUACAGUAUCUACUAGCAUGAAUGGCUAUGGCAACAGCGGCAUGACCAACCUGACUGGCUCCCCGAACUUCUUAAACAGCUCUUCUGCCAAUUCACCAUACGCAAUUGUCCCCUCCAGCCCCACCAUGGCUUCCUCCACCAGCCUACCCUCAAACUGCAGCAACUCCUCUGGAAUCUUCUCCUUUUCUCCGGCAAACAUGGUUUCAGCUGUGAAACAAAAGAGCGCUUUUGCUCCUGUCAUUCGACCCCAAUCCUCACCUCCACCUACAUGCACCAGCACCAAUGGAAAUGGUCUUCAAGAUCAGUCUUUUGUUGACUCUAACAAGUACUCCACAGCCAGUGCACUCCAGGGUCUGGCCUUCUCCUGAAUUAUCCCUGGAAUGAUUGUUCAGCCGAUGUAGAGAACAUUUAAAUGUGUGUGAGAAAAACUACAAUCUCAGGCCCUUUUUAAACAUUCUUCUUUGAAACAAAAAGAUACAGUGAGAGAACAAUACAAUAUUAAAUAUUGAACUGACCUGUUGUACCUCUCUGUUUUUGAUGUUUAAAUUUGUACUCACCUUUUAGACACUUUUUAAGAUAAGGAGCAAUGACACAGACAAUGCUCACCUGUCCCAUCUACACUUUAACGUGAGAGGUAUAUAUUUAUUUUUUUUAAGAACUGUAGCUACUCAUUUGCCAUCAUUUUUGUGUUUUGUGUGUAUUUUUAUGAAAUAAUACCUGACACAAUGUUGCAGUGUUUUCUAUUAAUGAUUUUACUGUAAAUACUAAUGAAGGACACCAAACUAUUU